Messenger RNA from Bipolaris maydis ATCC 48331, 1562 nucleotides. Lineage: Eukaryota; Fungi; Ascomycota; Dothideomycetes; Pleosporales; Pleosporaceae. The record is from RefSeq and is a predicted model, not a curated record.
AUGAAGCGCAUACCGAUAUCAAGAUGUGCCUCGCAAUUGCUGGCCCAACCAAUCCCCCGCCGGCCCUCGUGCCCAUACGCCGCGGCGAAGAAUGCUCAAAGAGGCAUUGCACCACAUAGCCACCGCACACACGCCCGCUUCCAAACCACCGUUGCCAUACCGCACGACGGCGACCUGGAAAUCGAAAUAGCAGCAAAUUCCCCUGCUUCUUCAGCAUCAAAGUCGCGGCCCGCAGGCUCACAACCUCUCCCACUUGAGAGCCUUCCCUCCCCACACCCACAUGCCGCCGAGCAUUCGAUAAAACUCCACGCCCUCCGAAGUCGACUAUCAUUACCCCCCCGCUUUCCCCUCCAGGCUCUCGCACGAACUCUUGUACAUCCUUCGGCAGAUCCUAAUCCUGCCUUCAACAAUGCCUCACUGUCGAUACUUGGACGCCACUUGCUUGGUUACUACACUUCCGAGUGGAUUCUAUGCAACUACCCACGGCUUCCAAUGGCUGUUGUUUUCGCUGCAGUAGAAGCAUACAUUGGUCCCAAGGCACUAGCGACCGUUGCACGUGAAUGGGGUAUUGAAGCCGCAGCCGAGCCCGGUGGUGAGGUAGACCCUGGUUUGCUACAGUUCAAGCGGAUACGAUCAGGCGACGACAUCCCAGCUGCUCUGAGGCGGCAAGCACCUUGGAGCUGGAACGUCACCACAACACACAAAAUUAUGAAGACGGAUGAAUUUGGCUCGGAUAAUGCUGCACCCAGCCCACAUUCCCUGCAGAAUACAGGAGUGCCCAUGGAAGACGCAGCACAGUCAUUUGUCCGAGCCCUCUUCGGUGCAUUACACCAACACCUCGGCACACCUCUUGUUAAGCGCUUUUUCCGCGACCAUUUCCUUAGCAGGCAUCUUGAUAUUAGCACACUAUUCGAUUUCCGUACACCCACCCGAGAUCUCUCAACGUUGUGCGCACGAGAGGGCUUUGAGCCACCAGUUGCCCGACUUAUUUCCGAGACUGGUCGUCUAAGUAGGCACCCGGUGUUUGUUGUAGGUGUAUACAGUGGCAAAGACAAGCUGGGUGAGGGAGCAGGCAGCUCAUUGAACGAGGCAAGGACAAGAGCAGCGGCAGCAGCAUUGAAGGCGUGGUAUCUGUACAAGCCUGUCGAGGUGACAGUACCGAGCAGCACAGAGGGCGAGCUGGACACGAGCAAAUGGCGACCAAACUACGUCGACUGCGGUGAGGUUAUUGUGUAAGAUUUCAGGCCACGGUCUACGCUCUUGGGAGUUGAAGGGAAAUAUUUUUUCUUUGGACAUGCAUUGCAUCGCUGGACGGGUAUACUCCUCGCUUUUCACGAAUUUUGGUCAGUUAGGGGUGGGGUGGUGGAGUAGGAAGGUGCGGGGGAAAAUUAUCCAGAGAUAACUCUGCUGUAACAAGUUUGAGGAUGACCUGGCCCACGAUAUGUCGCUACGGGGACAGACGGCUGCGCUGAAUAGCAGCGCCCAUGUAUCAUAUGUGACAUCAUGAGGACAUUACAAUGAGCCGCAAUGUGUAACAAUAUAAAAGACGAAUGCUGCAUGGU